AUGAUUGGCGCAAUCAAGCAAGAGGCCGCCAGCCACGACGACUUCAAAGCCAUUGUUUUUGCGCCCACGGCUGCCCAGGCCGGACUCUACGGGCACAUUUUGUCCAUGAUUCCCGGACUGCCACCAGUCUCUACCCUCCACAGCCGGAUGACGCAAAACAGGCGAACCAAGAUCACAAACGACUACCGUGACGCACCGUCGGCUAUCUUGGCGGCCACGGAUGUCAUUGCCAGAGGCAUGGACUUUCCCGGCGUCACGACCGUGUUCCAAAUCGGCAUUCCCUCCGAAAAGGAAAGUUAUAUCCAUCGUCUGGGGCGCACGGCACGAGCAAAUGCUGAAGGACGUGGCAUUUUGGUCAUUUGCGAGGCAGAAUCAUUCUUUCCUCGGUGGACGCUGAAGAAUACCACCUUUAUACCCCACGAGGCAGAUACAUCGUCUGCUGAGCAAGUCGAGCGGAUCAUGGACACGAUUGACGAGGAUGAAAAGGCGCAGAUAUACAAGGCAUGGUUGGGAUAUUACAAUAAUCACAUGAAGGGCUUGAAGUGGGACAAGGCAGAGCUUGUGAGGCAAGCCAACGUGUUUGCGAGCGACGGGCUGGGCACGCCGGAGACGCCGCCCAUUCCGAAGAGUACCGUGGCCAAGAUGGGACUGAAGGGUACCAGAGGACUGAAUGUUGUGCCUGAUAAGCCCAGGAAUAAGGCUACUAAUAAGGGGGGCCGAUAA
Molecule: messenger RNA, 723 nt
Organism: Metarhizium album ARSEF 1941
Lineage: Eukaryota; Fungi; Ascomycota; Sordariomycetes; Hypocreales; Clavicipitaceae
Product: ATP-dependent RNA helicase MSS116 precursor
Exons: 1
Coding region: 1-723 (240 amino acids)
Cellular component (GO): mitochondrion
Source: RefSeq, a predicted model, not a curated record